ACGACUUUCUUGUAGGGACAUGCGUGAUAACUUUGACUGACCCUGCUGUUGCGCAAACUUGUCCUUUUAAAUGCGAAUAUCAGUUAAGCUGGAGGCAGCAGCCAGCACAACGGUACUCCAUAGAAAAAUGAACCAUCAGAGCUGAGAAACAGGUUACUGGUCUCUCGUGACUUGUUUUUCCUCAUGUGUCUUUCAGUGCGGGACAGGGAGUUGUGAAAUCACGUCGUCUUUGCUUUUGAGGACAGCUCAUGAAUCUCAGCUGAUUCCGGUAAACCACAAGCUGAACCUAUAAAGCGUUUAAGUCCGUGGCUGUUUUCAGACUUGCACAUUUCCAACACUUGCCUACUGUUCCUUGAACCUUGGCAAUGAUUGGCUGACAACCAGGUGGGUGGAUCAGCAGGAAAAAAAAAAAAAAGCAAACAUCACCCCAGGCUUUGCCACUCUGUACCUCUCUUUUGGCUGCACAGUUCACUUUUGGCUCAGGUCAGACACCCGCUCACCUCGCCGCUUCUCUUCUUCAGUCAUGACGAUGACUGUUGCCAUGGUGAUGCUGUGCAUGAUGAUGGUACAUGCAAAUGUGAAGCCGCAGAAAGAUUUUAACCUGCAGAAGUUUGCAGGAAAAUGGUAUCGCGUGGGGGUCGCCUAUGACUCUCCGAGUUUCGUCCCAUUCCGAAGCAAAAUUAAGGCCUCCAUGGGCACCAUCGCGCCGCUGCCAAACGGCAAUGCUAAUCUCACAAUGUGGGAGGCAACACCCUUUGGUUGUGUGAGCAAAAAGUACCAGUAUGAGAGGGCCAGUGUACCUGGACAGUUCACCUACUUCAGUGCACGCCAUAACAUGGUGAAGGACAUCACUGUGGUGGAAACAAACUACACUGACUACGCCAUGGUCCUUAAGCACAAGGUUUUCAACAGAGAGUACACACAGGCGGCACUUUAUGCUCGCACUCUGAGCGUCAGGCCUGAGGUCGUACAGAAGUUUAAAACCUUUGCCUUGUCUCGCGGUUUACCAAGAGAGUCUAUUGUGAUUCCACCUCCAGCAGAAAAUUGCCCGCCAUCAGGACCUGGACAUUAGGUUCCCUGCUGUGCCUGAGAUGAGGGUGGCAUCAUGUGUUCUUCGUGCUGUUCCAGCUCUGUGUCUCUGUCCAGUUUCUGACAGCAUUUAUGUAUUAUAAACUAUUAUUAAAAAAAAAAAAACUUCAGCAAACAUGAUGCUGACUGCAAAUGGCACAAGCAGCAGAUAUUGCUGAUUACAUUUAUCCUAUAGAUCAACCUUGAUUAUGUAGUGUUUUCCAUUAUUUUCACAGUUCACAUAGUUAAAUAAACAUUCACCUCCAGACUUUUAUUAAUUUAAUUUGAGGGUUUUUUUUUUUUGUAAAAUUAUGGUUACAUGUAAAAUAUGUUAGUAUGUAAUUCUGUGUUUUACUGUGAUCUAUAUGUUCAUCGCCUGACAGUUACCUCUACCAGCUAUAAUAUUGGCGAUAUAGUCAUCAAUAUAUCAAUAAAUAUAUUUCUGAUCAGCUGCA
Oreochromis niloticus (Nile tilapia) is the source of this 1523-nucleotide messenger RNA. It is a transcript of the gene ptgdsa, whose product is annotated as prostaglandin D2 synthase a. Gene Ontology annotation, molecular function: small molecule binding. Bases 524 to 1072 code for a protein of 182 amino acids. NCBI's taxonomy places the organism in Eukaryota, Metazoa, Chordata, Actinopteri, Cichliformes, Cichlidae. The record is from RefSeq and is a predicted model, not a curated record. The transcript is spliced from 7 exons.